AUCUUUCAACUUGCAUCAUCACCCAACAAUAUCUGUGACUUUUGUACAUGGUUGUUAAUGUUGAGGGAAAUAUGAAUUCCUUCUCAUCAAUGGGUAUCUGCAAAUUGAAUUAAAUUCCUAUUGAAGGAGGAUAGAAAACGAACCAAAGGGAUAUCAUAAAAAAAAAAAAAAAGUGAAUCAUGAUAAAUGUAAGUAUCUUUGUUGUUUAAUGAGAAAAGGGGUUUGAAUUGAGGAUCCCUUAGGAAGAAUGCAUUAUGGCUUUUCACCUUACCUUUAGAUCACAAUCAGUGCCAAACCCAGGCCAAGGAGCACCUUUAGUGGAGAGAAUAUCAGAGGAGCCUUUGGCAUUGCCAAACAAAAGUGCCCAAAGCACUGUGACAUGCAUCUACCAAGCGAAUGUUGCAGGGUGUUGGAGAAACGUGUCAGUGUUGUGGUGCAAAAACCUGAUGAACCACACGCUAAACCUGAAGGUCGAUAGCACAGGAGGUGAGUUCAGUUACACUUGCAAGAUAGAUGUGAAGCCUUGGUACUUUUGGAACAAAAAAGGGUACAAAUCUUUUGAGGUUGAUGGGCACCAGGUGGAGGUGUAUUGGGACCUUCGGUCGGCGAGAUUCUCCGGCGGGGCCCCCGAGCCGGUGAGCGAUUACUACGUUGCAAUGGUGUCAGAGGAAGAGGUUGCGUUGCUGCUGGGGGAUUACAAGAAGAAGGCGUACAAGAGAAUGAAGAUGAGGCCAAGCAUUGUUGAGGCAAUGUUGUUGGUGAAGAGAGAAAGUGUUUUUGCGAAGAAAAGUUUUGCAACCAAGGCCAAGUUUGAUGAGAAGAGAAAAGAGAGUGACAUUGUGGUGGAGAGCUCAACGUUUGGAAGCAAAGAGCCUGAGAUGUGGAUCAGCAUUGAUGGGAUUGUGUUGAUUCAUGUCAAGAACUUGCAGUGGAAGUUCAGGGGGAACCAAACAGUUAUGGUGAACAAGCAACCUGUGCAAGUUUUUUGGGACGUUCAUGACUGGUUGUUUAGUGUGCCUGGCUCAGGGCCUGGCCUUUUCAUUUUCAAGCCAGGGCCUGUGGAGGCUGAGACUGAAAGAGAUGAGAGACUCAAUGAGGGUUGUGACAGUGAUAAUGGUAGUUGUGCCAGUGGCUAUUAUUCAACUCUCAGCUAUGCUCCCUCCGAGUCUUGUCUUGUGCUUUAUGCCUACAAACUUGACUGAGACUCCAAAUGUGUAAAUGUAAG
Molecule: messenger RNA, 1225 nt
Organism: Vigna unguiculata (cowpea)
Lineage: Eukaryota; Viridiplantae; Streptophyta; Magnoliopsida; Fabales; Fabaceae
Source: RefSeq, a predicted model, not a curated record